Molecule: messenger RNA, 432 nt
Organism: Apodemus sylvaticus (European woodmouse)
Lineage: Eukaryota; Metazoa; Chordata; Mammalia; Rodentia; Muridae
Gene: Tmem207
Product: transmembrane protein 207
Exons: 5
Coding region: 1-432 (143 amino acids)
Source: RefSeq, a predicted model, not a curated record
AUGUCAAGAUCCAGUCCUUUCCGUGUCGCUUCCAAAAUCCCAACUAUGGGAUGCCUGUGUUUGCCACUAUUCCAGCUAGUGCUCUCGGAUCUAUCCUGUGAAGAAAAUAAAAUGUGUGUAAAUUACGAUGAGCAGUAUCCUGAUGGCUGGUAUAUCUGGUUCUUCUUGCUGAUUUUCUUAGUGGUUCUCCUUUGUGGAGUAGUGCUUUUCUGUCUGCACUGCUGGCUGAAAAGGUGCAGAAUCGAUCCUCCCAGACGCACCAUAGCUGUUUAUGCUGUUGGAGACUUGGAUCCAGUUUAUGGUGCAGAAAUGGCUCGAAGUCCAACAUCUGGAAUCUGCCGUCCUACUCAAAACACUGAACUCUGCCCUGCUCCGUGUUUUGGUGCAUUAGGUCCUCCACCUCCAUAUGAAGAAAUUCUAAAAGCAGACUGA